GCGGCUGUGUUUUAUUUUGAAAGGUACACAUGAAACGUGUCCGUUGUGCUCGCGGAUGUUGUUACGGGUCGGAGGAGUCUAUAAAGCCUCUCAACUUGUUCAAAUCUGCACUUGUACAGACAAGAAAACUGUCGCCAUGGCGUCCGCGCUGCCCAUUAAGAUCGGAAUAAUCGGUGGUUCAGGUCUUGACGAUCCAGAUAUCUUAGAGGGAAGAACCGAGCGCUACGUUGACACACCGUAUGGAAAGCCAUCAGAUGCCCUGAUUCUGGGGAAGAUAAAAAAUGUCGAAUGUGUGCUCCUGGCUCGGCAUGGGAGACAACACACCAUAAUGCCAUCCAAUGUGAACUACCAGGCCAACAUCUGGGCCCUCAGAGAAGAAGGCUGCACACAUCUGCUGGUCACCACGGCCUGCGGCUCACUGAGGGAGGAGAUUCAGCCCGGAGAUAUCGUCAUCAUAGAUCAGUUCAUUGACAGGACCACCAAGAGAUCUCAAACGCUGUACGAUGGGCAGCCAACCAGUCCCCCAGGUGUGUCACACAUCCCUAUGGCUGAGCCUUUCUGCAACAGAACCAGAGAGGUUUUGGUGGAGGUGGCGCGGACUCUGGGGAUAAAGUGCCAUGUGCGAGGGACUAUGCUGACCAUCGAGGGGCCUCGCUUUUCCUCGCGGGCAGAAAGCCUGAUGUUCCGCCAGUGGGGCGCCGACGUCAUCAAUAUGACCACAGUGCCAGAGGUGGUGCUCGCCAAGGAGGCCGGCUUGUGCUAUGCCAGCAUCGCCAUGGCAACGGACUACGACUGCUGGAAGGAACACGAAGAGGCGGUCUGUGUUGACAACGUACUGAAGACGAUGAAGGAGAACGCCAACAAAGCUAGCAGUAUCCUGCUUACUGCAAUACCCCAGAUUAGUCAGAUGGACUGGGCUCAGACAAUGAAGACCUUGAAAUCAAUGGCACAGUCUUCAGUAAUGCUACCAAAACACUGAGCAUGUUGAAAACAAUGAAGCAGAAAAAGGAUACCAGACACCGCCCGCACAAACUCCGACACACAGCAACAGACUCAACUUUGCCGGUGGAUUCGUCAUCAGUGAAUCACAAGAAAGUGCCUCACAUAAAUAAUGCACAUGAUGUGUUUCCAGCUGGACUUUCAGUGUUUUGUCUCAACUCGAAAAUACACAUUUAACUCCGCUCUGCAUACUGACUCAACAGGUCACUUUUUCAUUUUCUCUAGAAAUGUUUACUGUCAUCUUGUCACAUAUUUGGAUAAAAUCAUUAAAUAAAAAAGAUCAACAAACAAUUUUAAGUCGUAAGAUUAUAACUAGAUAUUUUGUGGCUUUAUAUUUUUUGUCGUCCGUAAAUCAAAUUUCUAUAUUUGUUGACCGGAAGCCGUUGUGUCUUCACUUCUGUUAAUAUGGGAUCUGAGAAAAAAAAUGCUUUAGCACAUGAAUACUUUCCAACUGCCUUAGUUGCAACACAAACUUUACUUUUUAAAGCUGAUGUCUUGAACAUAUUUGAAGGAGUUAUUGCCGUAAAACCUUUUAAAUGCCUGUAUACACUUCUGAGUCUUAUUAAUACCGGGAAUGUUUCUGUCUUUGCUUGUCGGGGACCCUUUUUUAUAUUUUGUGGAAUGCUUUUGUUUUAUUUCCUCCUUGGAGAUGUUUGAUAAAUAAAAAUACCGCUUUAUUUAGGAUGGAAUCUGCACUGUACAUGCAAACCCUUUUCCAGCUUUAAUUAGAAAAUAACAGCAUUUGAGAAACAGGUACUGACUGCAUUUACACCUGAAAAUGUUUGAUAUAUUGUACGAUUUUGUCAUCGUGUACUGAAAUGAGCAUUUUUGUAAGAUUGUUUGACCUUUUUGUUACUUCUCAUGUUAGAUCAGUAUUCAUUUCAGCAUUUUUUUAAACUUCAUCACACUGCAGAAAACAUGUAGCCUCCUUAUGUUCCCUCUAAAUUGCAUUUUUCCAAUAAUAACAAUGUAUUAUUUAUCCUAAAUACUCUCCAGAAAGUAUUCAAUGAGUUGUCAUGCUUAGACCAGUUGAUAAAAAUUAAUACUUCAGUAACUUGGACUGAUUUAAUGCAUCUUAAUUAUAAUUACAGUUCAAAAUGUUUUAUUUGUCACACCUAGUAAGCACUAAAGUACAUUUCUGGUCUUGAUAGAGUGUUUGCAUUGAUUUCAGGGUAUGAUUUGAAUCUAAACACACCCUUUACUUGAUAUGUGAUGAUGCUGGAGGAUGUUGGCCGUGCUCGUGUUAAAAUAGACCAAUAAAGCUGAAUUCCGGA
Molecule: messenger RNA, 2273 nt
Organism: Amphiprion ocellaris (clown anemonefish)
Lineage: Eukaryota; Metazoa; Chordata; Actinopteri; Pomacentridae
Gene: mtap
Product: methylthioadenosine phosphorylase
Exons: 8
Coding region: 56-979 (307 amino acids)
Biological process (GO): nucleoside metabolic process
Cellular component (GO): cytosol
Molecular function (GO): S-methyl-5-thioadenosine phosphorylase activity
Source: RefSeq, a predicted model, not a curated record